UGUUGGCCAUGAGUGUUAGAAACGAUUAUCCAUCUUUUUGCACAUACACCCUGCGGAAGCCUUACCACUUCUUUAAAGUCCGAGUUUAAUCGGAUCUUCUAAGCACCCCGUCGUGGUCCUAUGUCGCCUAUUGCCCGACGGGAGGGUUUAGAAUUUAUUGAACCCCUAACAACAAACACAGCAACGAGCCGAGCUGUGCGUGUUUUCUUUGCGUCGUGCUUUUCCUCUCAAGCCGCUCGCAUCUGUCAGCGGCGAGCUGUCAUCACAGGGGCCAUUUUGACAGUAGUCGAGAGAAAAACUCGGCACGUAAGUGCUGCUGGCCUGUAAGUGAAUUUUCCGUGCGGAAUUAUGCUGCAGACCGCCCUUUGCAGGUCUUAAGUAUGGUUUUCUGCCAACAUUGGCCACACUAGAAGCGGUUGGCGAUGGAGUGUGUCGGCACGGUGCGUUCGCGGGCAUCGAAAUUAAUGUUUUUCCGUGUCCAUCAGGGAGUGAGUUGCGUGACUGCAACCGAUCAGUGACGGUGGCGCUGACAGUCGAUUCUGGUGCGUUUGCGUUUACGUGCUGUACAAGUGUGUGUGUGCGCGCUUGCGUGCGUGCGAAGGUGAGAAUGUGUUGGUGUGAUGUGUAAUUUGUUUUGAUGUUUGGCUUGGCGGCGGAUAAAAACAUAAACAUUGGAUCACUUUGAACGUACGGCACAACGGAGCCAGUAGGAUCGCUAUCGUUGAUCAGUGCUGGCAAGUGCUGGCGUGCCCAACGCAAGGGAACAAUAAAUUUGACAAAAAAGCAAAUUGAAAUUAGCCGUGCGAGCAGCAGAUAGCCAUCAAUCAUGUCGAUGGUAAAGGUGUUGCAGUUUGUGAACGGACUCAAGUCCCGCAACAAGGAUGUGCAGAACAAAGCGAUCAAGGAUCUGUCGCUGUACGUCAAGACGGAGCUGCGCGAAACUCCGGACGAUUUGUUCUUCGAGGAUUUCAAUCAUCACAUCUUCGAGAUGCUCGCCAGUCCGGAUAACAAUGAGAAAAAGGGAGGAAUAUUGGCCAUCGAUUGUCUCAUCAACGGUGACGUCGUGAAUACGACGAACAAAAUUUCCCGCUACUCCAACAAUCUGCGCAACCUGUUGCCGGUGAGCGACGUCUGCGUGAUGGAGUUGGCGGCCAAGGUGCUGGUAAAGCUGGCCUUGCUACCCGGCUCCAACGGUGCCAGCUCGUUCGAGUUCGACAUAAAGCGUGCCUUCGAGUGGCUAUCGGAGGAACGGGUGGAAAACAAGCGACAAGCGGCUGUGUUAGUGUUGCGCGAAUUAGCCGUUGCUAUGCCAACCUUUUUUUACCAGCAAGUGGGAAGCUUCUUCGACCACAUCUUUGUCGCUAUAAAGGAUCCGAAAGCGGCCAUUCGGGAAGGCGCGGGCCAGUCGCUGCGUGCCGUACUGAUCGUGACGUCGCAGCGCGAAGGAACCAAGCAGAACAACAACACCCAAUGGCACAUGAACUGUUACGAUCAGGCCUUUGAAUGUUUGCGCGAUACGGUGGGCCGAGAAAAGAAUUUAAACCGCGACGAUCGGGUGCAUGGUGCGUUGAUCGUGUUUAACGAAAUCCUUCGCUGCUCGCAUGCGGCUUGGGAGAAAAAGUACGUACAGCUAGAUAGCUUACAUGUCGAACAGAAGCGUACGGUUCGGGGACAGCGAGAGGACGAGGCAGCGCGUGGCUUCUUUCCACGCAUUCGUGUGCCUUUUAUGGAGAAGCUCGGAAGUCAUUCGGGGCAUGGUUCGGUUAGCUACAGCUCGCGCUACUACGAUGUCGUGACGGAUUUGAAGUUUUUCCGCCAGAACAACAGUGUACAGGAGUCGGCAUUGUAUCGUGCGUUGGUGAAGGAAAAGUAUGACACCAUUUGCCAGGCAGUCCUCGACCAGCGUAGUUCGAAAUCACCCUACGUCAUCCAGACACUGUUGACCAUCUUUCCUCGCUUAGCAGCAUUCAAUCGGGAGGAGUUUGUGAGGCUGCAUCUGCGUACGGUGGCAAACUAUCUGCUAACGUUACUGCGGAGCAAGGAGAAGGAACGGAAUGCUGCAUUUAUAUCGCUAGGGUAUAUUGCCGUUGCGGUGGAGAAGGAAAUCGAACCGUACACGAAGCGCAUCAUGGAACUAAUUGGCAGCGCACUGCCACCGAAGGACACACCGAGCAAGCGGAAAGUCCCUGUAGAUCCGUCAGUGUUUAUGUGUGUGAUGUUGCUAGGACACGCGCUCAAGGGUGGUAUAACGCACGAGGUGAAGGAAAUCAUAGCACCCAUGCUGUCAACCGGGUUGAGCCCUGCGUUGAUCGUUUGUCUGCGGGAACUGUGCGAGACAGUGCCGCAAGCGCAGCCCGAAAUCACGGCCGGCCUGCUGAAGAUACUGUCGUAUGUGUUGAUGAACCGCCCGCUGCCCCAAUUUAUCGUUCCCAAGUCCCAUUCGGUAGCGUCGCCAGCGUUUUUAAGCACUCUGGAACAGCAGCAUCAGUCGCAACCCACACAGCAGCAGCAACAAGUUCACGAUACGGCAACGAUCGUGUUAGCACUGCAAACGCUAGGAACGUUCAGCUUCGAAGGAUGCAGCCUGCUGCAGUUUGUGCAACGCUGUGCCGAUCACUUUCUCAACAGCGAGCAGCAAGAGAUCCGCAUUGAGGCAGUUCACACGUGCACGUUGCUGUUAAAGCUGGCCCUGCAGGCAGCCGACAGCAAUGGGAAUGACGUUUCCGAAACGCUCACGCAAACGCUCAGCUCGGUGCUGGAGAAAAUUCUAGUCGUUGGCAUUACGGACGUGGAUCCGGCUGUUCGUCUGCGAGUGUUGAAAUCAUUGGACGAAAGCUUCGACACCCAGCUGGCCCAACCGUGGUUCCUCAGCUCGCUGCUGGUUACCAUUCACGAUGAGGUAUUUGAAAUACGCGAGCUCGCGAUCAUCAUCAUCGGUCGGCUGGCGACGAUAAACCCUGCCUACGUAAUGCCGAGCUUGCGCAAGACGAUGGUCCAGCUGCUGACGGAACUAGAGCACUCGGGCGUUAGUCGCAACAAGGAGCAGAGUGCGAGGAUGCUGGAUCAUCUGAUUGUCAGUACGCCCAGGUUGGUGGCGUCGUACAUGCGCCCGAUACUGACGAUACUCGUGCCAAAACUCAAGGAACCGGAUCAGAACCCGAGCGUAGUGUUGAACGUGCUGCGCGCGAUCGGCGACCUAGCCGAAGUGAUCGGUGGGCAUCAUGUGCUGAAAAAGUGGUCGGACGAACUAUUGCAGCUACUGCUCGACAUGCUGAGCGACGCGGGAUCCACGGAGAAGCGUGCAGUUGCGCUUUGGACCUUUGGACAACUAGUCAGUGCCACGGGACAGGUGGUCGUACCGUACAACAAGUAUCCGAACCUGAUAGACAUAUUGAUAAAUUUCCUCAAAACCGAGCAGCAGCUGUAUGUGCGCCGGGAAACGAUCCGCGUGCUCGGACUGCUUGGGGCGCUCGAUCCGUACAAGCACAAGAUGAACCGCGGGCUGAUCGAUAGCCAGACGAGCGCCAACAUUCUUAUCUCCGUCGACACGAAAAGUGACGAGCCGACGGAUCUUUCUACGUCAGAAAUGCUGAUCAACAUGAGCACGCAGCUCGACGAAUACUACCCUGCGGUGGUAAUAUCGACGCUGAUGAAAAUCCUUCGCGAUCCCACUCUGUUCAACCAUCAUCUGAGCGUUGUGCAGGCGAUCACUUUCACGUUUACCAGCCUGGGCAUAAAGGGUGUGCCGUAUCUAUCGCAGGUGCUGCCCUGCCUGUUGCGGAACAUCGUCACUGCCGAGAUGAACCUUAAGGAGUACCUGUUUCAGCAGCUGUCGACGUUGAUAUCGAUCGUGAAGCAGCACAUUAUAGGCUUCAUGGACGAUAUCUUCGAGCUGAUCAAGACCUUCUGGACCACCGGCAAUAGCCAGGGUGGAGGCGGCGGUGGUGGAGGUGGUGGAUCGACGUCGUCGACGACCUCAACAGCUUCGUUGCAACCGACCAUCAUUAACCUGGUGGAGAAGAUCGCCAUCGCGCUUGGAUGCGAGUUCAAGGUGUACCUGCCUCAGCUGAUGCCGCAAAUCCUGCGUGUCCUGUUGCACGACACCUCCAAGGAUCGGGCCGUUACGGUGAAGCUGCUGGGGGCGAUGCGCAACUUUGGCAACAAUCUAGACGACUACCUGCAUCUGAUCAUACCGGCCAUCGUGAAGCUGUUCGAGCCGAUGGACAUUCCGCUGAAUGUUUCGAUCACUGCACUGCAAACGAUCAACUAUCUCGCGGAGGUGCUGGAUUUUACCGAUUUUUCUUCACGCAUCGUACAUCCGCUGGUGCGCGUGCUGGACAAUUAUCCCGAGCUUCGGCCGGUAGCUCUCACGACACUUUGCUCGAUAAUGAUUCAACUGGGACGCAAAUAUUUGGUGUUCGUGCCGCUGGUAAACCGUGUUAUGAUCAAGCACAAGAUCCCUUCGGUUGAGUACACGAAGCUGCUGACCAAACUGCAGAACAAUAGUACGCUUGCGAUGGACGACGAGUUCCGCAUACGACAGGCGCGGAAUCGCAAUCGAGAGAUUUCGCUCCCGAGUGACAGUACGAUCAAAAAGUUUCCCGUGUCCAUGUCCGAUCUGGAGGCAAUGUUUAAGGCGAAUCGGCGCGUCUCGAAGGACGAUUGGUUGGAGUGGCUAAGGCGGCUAAGCAUCAUUUUGCUCAAGGAGUCGAAAAAUCCGGCACUACGAUCGUGCGCCACCCUGGCGCAAAACUAUCCGCAGCUUCUGAAGGACCUGUUCAACGCAGCGUUCGUGUCGUGCUGGUCGGAUUUGUCGGACAAGUUGAAGCAAGACCUCGCCCACAGCCUCACACAAGCGCUCACAGUGCAAGACCUACCCGAAAUCACGCAAACGGUGCUGAACUUGGCCGAAUUUAUGGAACACUGCGAGAGCAAUCCGCUCAAGAUCGAUUCGAAGAUUCUGGGCGAGCGUGCGAUGGAAUGCCGUGCGUACGCGAAAGCACUGCACUACAAAGAGGAAGAAUUCCACCAGACAGAGGAGCACCACCAGUCGCUGUUCGAGUCGCUAAUCCUCAUCAACAACAAGCUGCAGCAGAAGGAGGCUGCGGAAGGGCUGUUGGAGUACGCUGGCCGGCACCGUUCCAGUGCGGAGGAGAUGAAGGUUCAGGUGCGAUGGUACGAAAAGCUGCACAGCUGGGAGCAAGCACGGGCCCUCUACUCCGAGAAGCUAAAGUCCAACCCGAACGAUCUGGAAUCGCGGUUGGGCGAAAUGCGUUGUUUGGAGGCGCUGGGUGAGUGGUCCGCGCUGAACGCGGUAACAACGGAAAACUGGGACACGCUCGGUUCGGAGGGACAAAGCAAAGCGGGCCGAUUAGCGGCGGCCGCCGCCUGGGGUUUGCAGGAUUGGGAUGGGAUGCAUCGGUUCGUACGUUGCAUUCCGGAGGACACGCAGGACGGUGCGUUCUAUCGAGCCGUGCUGGCGGUGCAUAACGAACAGUACGAGUUGGCGCAAAGUUUGAUCGAUUCGACGCGUGAUCUGCUCGACACGGAGCUUACCGCCAUGGCCGGUGAGUCGUACGAGCGGGCGUACGGUGCGAUGGUGUGCGUGCAGAUGCUGGCAGAGCUGGAGGAAGUGAUCCAGUACAAGCUGAUUCCGGAGCGACGGGAAACGAUCAAAUCCAUGUGGUGGGACCGGCUUCUCGGCGGCCAGCGGCUCGUCGAGGAUUGGCAGCGUGUGAUUCAGGUGCACUCGCUGGUGCUGUCGCCGAAGGAAGACAUUCGCACGUGGCUUAAGUUUGCCUCGCUGUGUCGCAAGAACGGCUCGUUGAAGCUGUCCGAAAAGACGCUCGUCAUGCUGCUCGAGUACGAUCCGAUGCAGAAUCUGAGCGAAGCGCUGCCGAUCGAUAAACCGCACGUAACAUUCGCCUACACCAAGCAUCUCCAUAUGGCCGGCUACGUGAAGGAAGCGUACGAUCACCUUAAUCGCUUUGUCGCUUCGUUCAGCCCGCAAGCGUUCACGGCAAGCAGCGGCGCCGGUGGUCAGGACGACCUGAAGGACGAGAAUAGGCGGCUUUUGGCACGGUGCUUCCUCAAGCUGGGUCUGUGGCAGAGCAGCUCCACCAGCGGCAAUCUGCUGAAGGAACAUCUGGUGAACGGCAUUCUCGUGUGCUACAGCAGAGCGACCAAACACGACUCGAACUGGUACAAGGCGUGGCACAACUGGGCGUACAUGAACUUCGAGGUGGUGCAGGCGAAGAAGCAACAGGAAGAGUACACGAAAAACCCGGGCAGUGCGGCCGAGCGUACCAUGAUCAAGCACUACGCCGUACCGGCCGUCCGUGGUUUCUUCCAGUCGAUCAACCUUUCGCAGGGCAAUUCGCUGCAGGACACGCUGCGGCUGCUCACACUCUGGUUCGAUCACGCCCAGUACGAGGAGGUGUACGAGGCGCUGGUCGAAGGGAUGCGCGUGAUCGACAAAAACACCUGGCUGCAGGUGAUACCGCAGCUGAUAGCCCGCAUCGACACACCGCGCAACCUGGUCGGGCAGCUGAUCAACUACCUGCUGACGGAGAUCGGUAAAACGCACCCGCAAGCGCUCGUCUAUCCGCUUACGGUCGCCUCCAAAUCGGCCCCAGUCACGCGCAAACAGGCGGCUCACAAAAUUCUCAACAACAUGUGCGAACAUUCGAACACGCUGGUCAAUCAGGUGUUGCUGAUCAGCGAGGAACUGAUCCGGGUGGCGAUCCUGUGGCACGAGCAGUGGCACGAAGGACUGGAGGAAGCGUCACGCUUGUACUUCGGGGAGCAGAAUGUAGAGGGCAUGUUUGCGACGCUGGAGCCACUGCACGCGAUGCUGCAGCGCGGUCCGCAAACGCUGAAGGAGUCGUCCUUCAAUCAGGCUUACGGGCGAGAUUUAUCCGAGGCGCAGGAGUGGUGCAGAAACUAUAAGAGUACGAAGAACAUUCGCGAUUUGAAUCAGGCGUGGGAUCUGUACUACCACGUGUUCCGGCGCAUUUCGCGUCAACUGGUGCAACUGACCUCUCUGGAGUUGCAGUAUGUCAGUCCGAAGUUGCUGGCAUGCCGCAACCUGGAGCUGGCCGUCCCCGGCAGCUACACACCCGGCCAGCAGCUGAUCUGCAUAGCGAGCAUCGAGACGAACCUUACGAUCAUCAGCUCAAAGCAGCGGCCGAGGAAGCUAUGCAUCCGUGGCUCCAAUGGCAAAAACUACAUGUUCCUACUGAAAGGCCACGAAGAUUUGCGUCAAGACGAGCGUGUGAUGCAGCUGUUCGGGCUGGUCAACACACUGCUGCUAAACGAUCGAGACACGUUCCGACGCAAUCUAACAAUUCAGCGAUAUGCGGUCAUCCCGCUCAGCACGAACUCGGGCCUCAUCGGGUGGGUACCGCACUGUGACACACUGCACAAGCUAAUCCGGGAUUAUAGGGACUCGAAGAAGCUGAUGCUAAACCUCGAGCACCGGAUCAUGCUGCGGAUGGCACCGGAUUACGACCAUCUGACGGUAAUGCAGAAGGUCGAAGUGUUUGAGUACGCGCUCGACCAAACCAAGGGUGACGAUCUGGCCAAGCUGCUCUGGCUGAAGAGUCCUUCCUCUGAGCAGUGGUUCGAUCGACGUACUAACUACAUUCGAUCGCUUGCCGUGAUGUCGAUGGUGGGUUACAUCCUGGGACUUGGCGAUCGCCAUCCGUCGAACCUGAUGUUGGAUCGGUUGAGUGGAAAGAUUCUCCAUAUCGAUUUCGGUGACUGUUUUGAGGUUGCGAUGACGCGAGAAAAAUUCCCGGAGAAGAUUCCCUUCCGGCUGACGCGCAUGCUCAUCAACGCGAUGGAGGUGACCGGAAUCGAAGGCACGUAUCGGCGUACCUGCGAGAGCGUAAUGCACGUGCUGCGCCGUAACAAAGACAGCCUGAUGGCGGUGCUGGAAGCGUUUGUGUACGAUCCGUUGCUGAACUGGCGUCUGCUGGAUUCGGAUCGACUGCGCCGUUCGAAGAAUGCGGGCGAUAUGGACAGUGUGACGGGCAGCAUGCAGGACGAUUCCAUCCUGAGCUACAAUGCCCGAAGGGACGCUCGGUUGAACGAGCUAAAUGCCGGCAACGGGGGAGCAGCGUUGCCAGUCGGUGGGACUGGCCCACCAUCCGCCACUGUAAAUGUUCCUUCUGGCGGUGCGACUGCCGCCAUUCCCGUGCCCUCUGGUGCGGCUGCUUCGGGCGCCUCAGCUGCUGUACCUGCAGGAGGCGAUGCGCCGGAUGGGAACUUCCCGGCCCAGCAGAAUCCGGUCGAUGUGACGAACAAAAAGGCUCGUGCGAUUGUGGACCGAGUGAAGGACAAGCUGACCGGUAAGGAUUUCGGCAAAGCGGAACCAGUGGCCGUCAAUCGACAGAUCGAUCUGUUGAUUCAGCAAGCAACGAGUAACGAAAAUCUCUGCCAGUGCUACAUCGGUUGGUGUCCAUUUUGGUAACGAACUCAACUCCCAGGUGUGUGUGUUUAUGUGUGUGAGUGUAUGGGAUAUCGGCCUUAAUGUUUCUUUGUUCAGGUAUCUGUAAAUAGUGCUUCAGUGGGCCGGUGUUUUGUUGGAUCCUUGGUUGUCCUUCGAUAAUUUAACAAUAUGCAAAUGAUGCCUAAUGUUACAUAGUUUACAGUUCUGUCGACAGUUAUGGUUUAAAUUUACGUCGCUUACACUCUAUAUACAAAGCCCGAGAACGAUUAAUAAUGAAACAACCGUAUGUAAUAAAACAAGCAAUAGGAAGAGGAGACAAU
Messenger RNA from Anopheles stephensi (Asian malaria mosquito), 8772 nucleotides. RefSeq names its product serine/threonine-protein kinase Tor (gene Tor). Gene Ontology annotation, molecular function: protein-containing complex binding; protein serine/threonine kinase activity; protein binding. Gene Ontology annotation, biological process: TOR signaling; protein phosphorylation; negative regulation of macroautophagy. Gene Ontology annotation, cellular component: TORC2 complex; TORC1 complex; nucleus. The record is from RefSeq and is a predicted model, not a curated record. The coding region runs from base 827 to 8473 and encodes 2548 amino acids. Lineage: Eukaryota; Metazoa; Arthropoda; Insecta; Diptera; Culicidae. The transcript has 4 exons.